Gloeophyllum trabeum ATCC 11539 is the source of this 768-nucleotide messenger RNA. Its product is annotated as ribonuclease H-like protein. The annotation marks the transcript as partial. The record is from RefSeq and is a predicted model, not a curated record. Gene Ontology annotation, cellular component: nucleus; cytoplasm. Lineage: Eukaryota; Fungi; Basidiomycota; Agaricomycetes; Gloeophyllales; Gloeophyllaceae. The transcript has 4 exons. Gene Ontology annotation, molecular function: 3'-5' exonuclease activity; nucleic acid binding. Gene Ontology annotation, biological process: nucleobase-containing compound metabolic process.
CCAGCGCCUCCACCGCUCCCUCCUUACUCGUGGCAGGAAAAGAGCGACAAUUGCAGACUGCUUUACAUUCGAGAUCAUGAACAGGCGGAUCUGGAGUGCUCAAGGGUCACAAAAGGCCCCCUGGGCUUUGAUCUCGAAUGGAAACCGACGUACGUUACCGGCGAGCCGGAGAAUAAAGUAGCUGUAGUCCAGCUUGCCAACGCAGAUCGCAUUCUGCUACUACAGAUUAGUGCCAUGUCCAAGUUUCCAGAUAAAUUGCGUGACCUACUAGGCAAUCCCGACAUCGUCAAAGCUGGCGUCGGUAUUCAAUAUGAUUGCAAGAAAUUGUAUCAAGACCACGGGGUCUGCCUCCGUAACUGUGUGGACUUAUCGUGCCUUGCACGAUCGGCGGAUAAUGCUCGCUGGAAAGGAAAAUACAGCCAGCCUAUUGGCCUGGCGAGGCUAGUAGCUGUCUACGAGGAGUUAGAACUACCCAAGGGCAGAGUACAGCGGAGCAAUUGGGAGCGGCCACUGAAUGUGAAGCAACAAGAUUACGCGGCUAAUGACGCUCACUCCGGGUUCAUCAUCUACACAAAAUUAAUUGCCAUGGCUGAACUCGUACAGCCGAAGCCCCUCCCGUUAUAUUACACGUUUGACGUAUCAGAGGGCCUCUUAGUUGAUACCUCAGGUCAACCUUGGUCGCCGAUGAAUCCAAACUACGAUCCCGGUCCGCCUCCGCCUCCAAAAGAGAAAAAGGAAAGGAAGCCAAGAGCAGAGGGAGAACAAGCA